UGUUGUGUUUUGUUGUCUUUCAGUAUCUUUCGUUGAGAUGAGCAUUUAUGCACUGCGUGUCACUGGUGUGUUUGGCGAUGAGGUAUGAUAUAUAAACAUUUUGCUUAAGUGAGGCAUAAACUAAAUUUCGACCCUUUAUUUCUAAUGUCGUGGAACGACUCCAGUGUAAACACUGCCAAACCUGAACAGUAAGGUCGACAUCAGACAGCAAGUUUGGUUCUCUCAAAUAGCCAUUGGCGCAUCCAUAUGGUGCACAAAUUUGACACUGAGUGAAUUCUUCUAGAUAGUGCAAUGUACUGCAUGACAUGCUCCUGCUGUAGCACUGGUCAAGGUUAACUGUUUAGUAUGGACAACAGUAGUCCAUGAGCAUCAUAUAAUACAAUCUGCAAUUCUGAACUAUACACUCAGAAACAUGUCAUGCAAAAGUCAUUACAUGCUUAAGAUGCUCAGGUUAAUGUCCCUGCGGUCAGCCAGUCUGAGGGACAUGUCUCAGGUCAUCACAAUAGGUCCUCAGGCAGGAUCUUAUCAUUCCUCCAUGAAUCUCUUUUGGCCAAGUGACAGUAGCCAAAAGCCAGCUAUGAAAUGGCGACGCAGUGCCAAUCUUCGCCACAAGGCCAGGGGCUCCUCUGAAUGGGAGGAUGGCCCUCAAGAGUUUAUGGACAGUAGCCAGCCAUUAUUUGCUCAUAAUCAUCGCAGUGGAGUGCCCCCUUUCGUCCUGAAGCAAAGAACUGGCGCCAAACACAAACUACCCAACGAGCUCCGCGUUCUCAGCUUUGAGGACCUACCUGCUGCGGCACACCAGAAGACCCUCAGGGCCUCCAAACCGGAUCAUAAGCCGUUGGUCACGGAUAAACGGGAUGACGUGCUGUUUGGCCUGUAUCCAUGCCUCUUGGCCCUCACGCAGGGCAGGAGGAAAGUGACAAGGCUCUUUGUGAAGAGCGGUGAAGGACAGCAGAAGAAUGACGGAUUGCAGGAGGUUUGCGAGGAGGCCCGGAAACGUGGCGUUGAGAUCAAGUGGGUCCACAAGAGGGACCUGGACAAACUGACUCAGGGGCGCGUCCAUCAGGGGGUCUGUCUGCAGGCCAGCCCUCUGCAGUACCUCAGAGAGUGGGCGGUUGCACCUGAAAAGCCAGACCGCCGCAACAAAACCCCUCUCUGGCUGGUCCUUGAUGGAAUUCAGGACCCAAUGAACCUUGGCGCUAUUCUCCGUUCUGCUUAUUUUCUCGGUGUGGAUAAGAUUGCAAGUAGCAUUCAAAACAGUUGUCCUCUCACACCUGUCGUGAGCAAGGCCAGCUCCGGGGCGAUGGAGAUAGCGGAAAUCUACGGCUAUGACAACUUGGAGGACAUGGUUCAGGUGAAAAAAGAACAAGGAUGGCAAGUUGUAGGCACAGUAGGAAUUGAGGGGAAGAGUCUUGAGACUCCUCCAGUGAAUUGCUCAGAUUUCCAAAUACUCAAACCUACACUGUUACUGAUGGGUGGAGAAGGUGCUGGCCUCUCCACAGACCUGCGGCAUCACUGUGAUCACCUGCUCACCAUCCCUGCUCGAAGGGACCUGCCUCCAGGGCUCGAGUCCCUCAACGUGUCCGUGGCCACAGGUAUCCUCCUGCACUCUCUCCUUACAUCUCGAUCCAGAGGACGUAGAUGACAGGCAUUUGUGUUGGCGAGCUUCCAGUGUUCUUCAACCCCUGAGGAAUAUUUCUGAGAUAGCCAUUAAGUUCACAUUAUGUUCUGGAUGUAUUAGAUGUGGGACGUCCAGAAUGUGUGCAGUAUGAUCUGGUUAGAGCAACACCUGCAGUCUGCCAAUGUGUAUGUUAAUUAUUUUCUGUUAUGUAUGAGAAUGUAAGCUUUAAUUAUUGAAGGGGUGACUGUCAACUAUUAAAUCUCUUGUGCUGAAAAAUAA
Molecule: messenger RNA, 1900 nt
Organism: Engraulis encrasicolus (European anchovy)
Lineage: Eukaryota; Metazoa; Chordata; Actinopteri; Clupeiformes; Engraulidae
Gene: mrm1
Product: mitochondrial rRNA methyltransferase 1 homolog (S. cerevisiae)
Exons: 5
Coding region: 413-1645 (410 amino acids)
Biological process (GO): rRNA methylation
Cellular component (GO): mitochondrion
Molecular function (GO): rRNA (guanine) methyltransferase activity; RNA binding
Source: RefSeq, a predicted model, not a curated record